GGCGGCUGAGACACCGGCUGGAGACAGGGAGCGAAGGCUUCUGGUUGGAACCUCGGUACUGGGACGGUGGACUCGGUGCAGGACAACAGGGGACAGUCUGCAGAGGUGCAGCAGGCAGCUGUGUACCAGGAGAAGCAUGGAGCACAAAACGUGUCCAGAUCUCUCUGGACGGUGGGGUCCAGGCUGAUGGCUGAUGAUGUCAGGGACUAACAACGUUGCCCAGGCCCGGAAGCUGGUGGAGCAGCUGCGCAUUGAAGCCGGGAUCGAGCGCAUCAAGGUCUCUAAAGCCUCGUCAGAACUGAUGAAUUACUGCGAGCAGCACGCCAGGAGCGACCCCUUGCUGGUCGGCGUGCCAGCCUCUGAGAACCCGUUCAAAGACAAAAAACCCUGCAUAAUUCUCUAGCACUCUCUCUCUCUCUCUCUCUCUCUUGCGCUCUCUCUCUUGCUCUCUCUCUCUCUCUCUCUCUCUCUCUCUCUCUCUCUCUCUCUCUCUCUCUCUCUCUGCCCUUCCUGCCCUCCCACGUAUUGUCCAGUUUUUACUGUGAGAAAAAUAUCUGAGUUUCUCACACUUUGAUUUCUGAAGAAACGGAAACUAACUGAAGCAGAUCCUCCCGAAUAAGGUGGACUUUGCGACCCCACCGUGGGCCUCUGUGCGCCCAGAUGUUACUGCCCCCACCCCCUCGUGUCAAGCACCGCUGGGAACCUGAGUGAUGGGACUGUGUUAUAAAACUCCCCUUAGCUGCUUAGCUAGCGCUGGGGAUAUGGCUCAGCGGGUGAGAUGCAUGUCUUACCGACACCAGGACCUGAGUUCUGAUCCCACACACAAAGCCCAAGUGCAGGGGGGCAUGCCUGCGCCCCAGCCCUGGGGGACAGAAGGAAGGAUCCCUAGGGCACUGAACUCCAGUGAGGGACCCUGCCUCAGAACCAGAGGAAUAUAGCCAGCAUCCACAAGGCACCCUGUGCUGCCCCGUGUCCCUCCUGAAUGUGGUCCUGUCAUAUCCGCGGUGAUGUCCUUUCUCUGGGGACCCAGCCCCUUUCAGAAACAGACUUCCAGGCCCCCCCACAGAGCGAGCCAUUGCUGGUAUGACUGAGUGGGUAAUUUGUUUUCUCCUAAGCCUGAGACCCAUGUGGUCACUGGCAGCUCCUUUACCAAGGCCCUGUGAGGGCAGAAACACAAGGUUAAUUCUUUUGAAGUGAUUGAGAAAGAGUCACAGAGAUGGGGUCCGUCCUGCAUCCCACAUGGGGGCGAUGACUGUGACUCCGGAUCCCCUUCCCCCUCCUUGGAUCAAAUCACUUUCCAACUGGCUGGAAUAGGAGACCCUCAGUGUGAGGACUGCGGACCAGCUCUGCAUUCUACCCUCACUGAAAGAUCCUAGGCUCCACCAUGACCACGCCCCCAGCCCCUCACUGGGGGAUUCUGGGCGGGGCUCUACCCUGACCACGCCCCCAGCCCCCUCACUGGGGGAUUUUAGGCAAGAUCUCCACUUUCUAUGUUGUGAGAAUAGUCUGUCGUCCAGGCUGGCCCGGAACUGGAGCUCUUCCUGCCUCUGCCUCCAGAGUACAUGUAUGACUGGCCUCUGGUUCCUGACCUGGCCUGUAUAGGUAGCAGUGACAGCGGCAGGUUGCAGGAGGAAAAGGCUUGGCUGUGCCAACCCUCCCUUGCAGGCAUGGUCAGCAUCAGGAUGACCAUGGAUUCAGGAGUGUCCCGCGGUCUCAGGCCCUCGCAGGAAAACCAGUGCAGGCGCAGACAGCAGAAAUGAAGGCAGUCCAGUUCUGUCCUGUGGCCCCGGUGAAAAUCAGCUUCUAAGAACCUGAACCAGGCUGGUCCCUGGACAGUUGCCCGUGGGGAAAGUAGAUGAGUCUAGCUCAACCCACCUCACCUUCCAGCCCCUCCGGGCACAACCUACCUCCUAGGUAAGGUGGCACAGCCCCCAACUCAUUCUGAUGGGGCAAGGGAAAGACAUCUGUGGUGAGACUAAGGGGAGACGUUGCGGGUGCUAAAAGGGGACCCCGUCCCCCCUCCCUGGGCUGGCUCCCAGAGGACACAGACUGAAGGUCAGCCCCCUCCUGUGCAUCGACUCCUCAUUACUGGUCAAGGAAGAUAGGAGCUUUGGGACUCCCUAAACCUGUGUUGGGAUCAGAAAAGCCACUGUGUCUCCCCAAAACUAUAGCCACCUUGCAUUAGGGUGUGAACCAGAGCCCCGGGGUGUAUUACCCAGCCUCGCUGGCAAGGAGAGAGAAAAGCGGGAACACUCAGCUUGUGUGCCAGAACCUCACUUGGGCUUCCUUCCCCAGCUUGCUGAAGCCAGGCAUGGGCACGCUGCAGAGGCAGAGGCAGGAGAAACCACUCAUUCUUUGCUACAUAAUGGACUCGAGGCUAGCCUGGGCUACAUGAAACCAUGUCUCAAAGAGAGGAAAUUCAGCUCACUCGUCCAUUAUCCCCCCCAUCCCAGCCUCCUUCAGGCGAGGCUGCUAGCAGCAGAUGCCACGGCCAGUCCAUGUGUGGUCACAGCGAGUUUUCCUUCCUCCACUCUGGGAAGAAAAGCUCAAAUUAUCAUCUAUGCCCGAAUAAACCUCCCACUGCAGGCCAAGGGCAAAGUGACCUCUCGCUUCCUGGGGAAAGAUGGACCUUGGGCCCCACAAUAGUCUCCAUGUCCCAUCUUAACCACCAGAGCCCUGCCUCAGCUUGCAGAAGCCUGGACACAAGGGAGCCAUCAGGAGCUGGGCUAUGGUGGCGCAGGCCUUUACCCUAGCACUCAGGAGGCAGAGGCAGGGGAAUCUCUGUGAGUUCGAGGCCAGCCUGGUCUACAGACAUGGUCUAGCAAAAGGCAACGACACAAACCGUGAGAUCUGCUGUAGCUUGAGCGACCGUGGAGGGACGUCCACGCCAAGCAGAAGCUGCCAAACCGUCCCUUGUCCUGAGCAGAAGCCAUACGCACCCUCUCUGAGUGUCUGGGACACAAUGGCCAGACAGGACAUCACACAGCAUUUCCCGUUUCCUGCGCCCCACUCCAGACCCGGCUCCCACCCCAAUUUCCACCUGCAUUGUGACAUUGGUUGGUUUUCAUUUCUGAUUUUACGAAACUCUGUUGUGCCACACAUGCGGGCCACGGCAGUGUGAUUACUGCGGAAUAAAAGCCCUGUCUUCUCUA
This is a messenger RNA of Alexandromys fortis (reed vole), 3152 nucleotides long. It is a transcript of the gene Gng7, whose product is annotated as G protein subunit gamma 7. Gene Ontology annotation, molecular function: G-protein beta-subunit binding. The record is from RefSeq and is a predicted model, not a curated record. The transcript has 5 exons. The coding region runs from base 194 to 403 and encodes 69 amino acids. Gene Ontology annotation, biological process: G protein-coupled receptor signaling pathway. NCBI's taxonomy places the organism in Eukaryota, Metazoa, Chordata, Mammalia, Rodentia, Cricetidae. Gene Ontology annotation, cellular component: heterotrimeric G-protein complex.